Molecule: messenger RNA, 1387 nt
Organism: Euleptes europaea (tarantolino)
Lineage: Eukaryota; Metazoa; Chordata; Lepidosauria; Squamata; Sphaerodactylidae
Gene: SEC62
Product: SEC62 homolog, preprotein translocation factor
Exons: 8
Coding region: 43-1266 (407 amino acids)
Biological process (GO): post-translational protein targeting to membrane, translocation
Cellular component (GO): endoplasmic reticulum membrane; endoplasmic reticulum
Source: RefSeq, a predicted model, not a curated record
CCGGCUCAGCCCCACGUCACCGGGAGACCAGACGGGGACAACAUGGCGGAGCGGAGGAGACACAGGAAGCGGGUUCAGGAGGUUGGUGAGCCGUUCAAAGAAGAGAAGGCUGUCGCUAAAUACCUGCGUUUCAAUUGUCCCACCAAAUCCACCAACAUGAUGGGUCACAGAGUUGACUAUUUCAUUGCCUCGAAAGCUGUGGACUGCCUUUUGGAUUCUAAGUGGGCAAAAGCCAAGAAAGGAGAAGAGGCCCUGUUCACAACUCGAGAGACCAUAGUUGACUAUUGUAACAGGCUUCUAAAGAAACAGUUUUUUCAUCGAGCACUAAAAGUGAUGAAAAUGAAGCCAGACAAGGACAUAAAGAAAGAAAAGGAAAAAGAGAAAGGGAAGACUGAAAGUGGGAAAGAAGACGAAAAAAAGAGCAAAAAAGAUAGUGGGAAAGAAGAGAAGUCUAAGAAGGAAAAAGAGAAGGAAAAGAAAAAGGACGGAGAGAAGGAAGAGGGCAAGAAGGACGAGAGCCCGGGCACACCCAAGAAGAAGGAAACAAAGAGAAAAUUUAAACUAGAACCUCAUGAAGAUCAAGUUUUCCUGGAUGGAAAUGAGGUAUAUGUGUGGAUCUAUGACCCCGUUCAUUUCAAAACAUUUGCCAUGGGACUUAUACUUGUGAUUGCUGUUAUAGCUGCCACUCUCUUCCCACUCUGGCCCGCAGAGAUGCGAGUAGGUGUUUAUUAUCUGAGCGUCGGCGCAGGCUGUUUUGUGGCUAGCAUUCUCCUACUUGCUGUUGCCCGCUGCAUCCUCUUCCUUAUCAUCUGGGUGAUAACGGGCGGAAGGCAUCACUUCUGGUUCUUGCCGAAUCUGACAGCGGACGUCGGCUUCAUCGACUCCUUCAGGCCCCUGUACACGCACGAAUACAAAGGACCAAAGGCUCACUCGAAGAAAGAAGAAAAGUCCGAGUCCAAAAAGCAGCCAAAGUCCGACAGUGACGAGAAAUCGGAUAGCGAUAAAAAGGAAGACGAGGAUGGUAAAGCGGAUCUGCUGGCAAGCUUUGGGUCAGAAGGUCCUGGAGGAGAGCGGCAUUCGGACACAGACAGUGACAGGCGGGAGGAUGACCGAUCCCAGCACAGUAGUGGGAACGGGAAUGAUUUUGAAAUGAUCACAAAAGAGGAACUUGACCAGCAGACGGACGAAGGUGACUGCGAAGAAGACGACGAAGAGGAGGAGGAGGAAGAGGAAGAAGAACCCGGGCCUUUACAUGAACAAUCAUAAUUUAACUGUAGCAUGGACUGAAUAUUGUGCAAGCAGUUGGGUUUUCUAUGUUGGCUGGUACACCACCUGAUACCAUUCUCUCCUCUCUUUAUUUGCUGACAUUACGCAGCUUUAGCCAAAC